This is a messenger RNA of Gastrolobium bilobum, 3245 nucleotides long. RefSeq names its product ABC transporter A family member 7-like. The record is from RefSeq and is a predicted model, not a curated record. The transcript has 18 exons. Gene Ontology annotation, biological process: transmembrane transport; lipid transport. NCBI's taxonomy places the organism in Eukaryota, Viridiplantae, Streptophyta, Magnoliopsida, Fabales, Fabaceae. Gene Ontology annotation, molecular function: ABC-type transporter activity; ATP binding; lipid carrier activity. Gene Ontology annotation, cellular component: intracellular membrane-bounded organelle; membrane. The coding region runs from base 117 to 2969 and encodes 950 amino acids.
AACAAGGUUGCAAUCACAGACACAGACACAGACACAGACACAGACAACCACACUAAUUUUUUUUUAAUAAAAAUAAUACUUGGCGGUGAGUGUCACUCUAAAGCAACAACAAAAACAUGAUAAAUCCUGCUCCUGCGAGCUUCUGGACUCAGGCAAACGCGCUUCUUAGGAAGAAUCUAACCUUCCAGAAACGGAACGUGAAGACAAACGUUCGGUUAAUACUGUUCCCGUUGAUCCUGUGCGUUUUGCUGGUUGUCCUGCAAGGUUUAAUCGACGCUGAAUUGGAUAAGCCUGCGAACAAAUGUGGUUGCGUUUGUGCCAACAACAAAACAAAAGGCGCUCAGUGCCACGACUCAGAGAAGCUUUGUGGGGUCCAGUAUUCGGAUUCGGGUCAAGCUGCACUCUGUGCUAUUCCCAACCCACCCGAAUGGCCUCCUCUGUUGCAACUUCCGGCUCCUCCGAACCGAGCCGUACGAACCCCUCUUCUUCCCUUUUCAGAUUUGCCAGAUGCGUCAUGCAGGAGAACCGGGUCGUGUCCUCUAACUACGCUCUUCACCGCCAAUAAUCACUCUUUUGGAGAAAUUGUGUCUGGAAAUAUGUUCCCAAGUGAAUUCAGUAUAAAUGACUCUGAUAUCAUGGCUAGUUUGGCCACAAAUGUUCUGGGAUCUGAAUCAACGCCCGAGAGCAGCAAUUUUAUUGGAUCUGCUUUCUCUUCGGGUCUUCCAAUUUAUUACCUACAAACUGAGUGCACGCUGAACUCUGGAUUCUCCUUUCCUUUCCAGAUAGCUGGCGAUACCAUGGAGCAAGAGGUCAGUUGUGCUCAGGGUUUACAUUUAUGGCGUAAUAGUUCUUCUGAGAUCAACAAUGAGGUAUAUAAAGGUUACCAAAGAGGUAACACAGAAGGACAGGUCAAUGAAAUAGUUUCAGCUUUUGAUUUUCUAAAUUCAAAUGAGAAUAGAUUUAAUGUCAGCAUAUGGUACAACUCAACCUACAACAUGGGUGACACUGGAUUUCGUUCUAUUGCAUUGUUGCGGAUUCCUCGUUCUGUAAAUCUGAUAUCAAAUGCCUACCUGCAGUUUCGGCUUGGACCCGGUACCAAAAUGUUGUUUGAGUUUGUAAAGGAAAUGCCAAAAUCUGAGACCCCAAUUAGGAUUGAGAUAGCUUCUCUUCUGGGCGGUCUGUUCUUUACAUGGGUCAUCCUGCAACUUUUUCCUGUUGUUCUGACAUCACUGGUAUAUGAGAAGCAACAAAAAUUAAGAAUCAUGAUGAAAAUGCAUGGUCUUGGUGAUGGGCCAUAUUGGAUGAUUUCGUAUGGUUAUUUUCUUGCCAUAUCCAUUAUCUACAUGUUGUGUUUUGUGAUAUUUGGCUCUCUUUUAGGACUAAAAUUCUUUACAUUGAAUGACUACAGCAUCCAAUUUGUGUUUUAUUUCAUCUAUAUAAACUUGCAAAUUUCGCUGGCAUUUCUGGUGGCUUCCAUGUUUACAAAUGUUAAGACUGCUACAGUAACUGCAUAUAUAGGUGUCUUUGGAACAGGGCUAUUAGCCGGCUUCCUUUUUCAAUUUCUUGUUCAAAAUACAUCAUUUCCAAGAGGGUGGAUCAUUUUAAUGGAGUUGUAUCCUGGGUUUGCUUUAUAUCGUGGGUUAUAUGAGUUUGCACAAUUUGCCUCAGAUGGGAGUACUUUGGGGACCGAUGGUAUGCGGUGGCAGGAUCUAAGUGAUAGAACCAAUGGCAUGAAAGAGGUCUUAAUUAUCAUGUUUGCUGAGUGGAUAGUAGUGUUUUUUGGUGCCUAUUACAUCGAUCAAGUAUUGUUGUCAGGAAGUGGAAAAAGUCCUCUUUUCUUCUUGAAAAGAUUUCAAAAAAUGCCUCCUCCGUCUUUCCAGAAGCCCAGUGUCCGAAGGCUGGGGUCAAAAGUUUUGGUUCAGAUGGAGAAACCUGAUGUCAUCCAAGAGAGAGAGAAGGUAGAGCAGCUGCUACUUGAAUCAACUAUUAAUCAUGCAAUUGUAUGCGAUGGCCUAAAAAAAGUCUAUCCAGGGAGGGAUGGAAAUCCAGAGAAAUUUGCAGUAAGAGGGUUGUUCCUUGUUGUGCCUCAAGGGGAAUGUUUUGGUAUGCUUGGUCCCAAUGGUGCUGGCAAGACUUCUUUUAUCAGUAUGAUGAUUGGUCUCACAAAGCCAACCUCUGGUACGGCAUUUGUUCAAGGCCUGGACAUAAGAACUCAUAUGGAUGGAAUAUAUACUAGCAUGGGUGUAUGCCCACAGCACGACUUGCUCUGGGAAAAUUUGACAGGUAGAGAGCACCUACUUUUUUAUGGAAGACUUAAAAAUCUUAAAGGUUCGGUCUUGACACAAGCAGUAGAAGAAUCUUUGAAGAGUUUGAACCUUUUUCAUGGGGGAGUUGCUGAUAAACAAGCUGGAAAAUACAGUGGAGGGAUGAAGAGGAGGCUUAGUGUUGCAAUUUCAUUGAUUGGGGAUCCCAGAGUUGUUUAUAUGGAUGAGCCAAGUACCGGGCUAGACCCUGCUUCAAGAAAAAGCUUAUGGAAUGUUGUUAGGCGCGCAAAACAGGAUCGUGCAAUCAUUCUCACCACACAUUCCAUGGAAGAGGCAGAAGCCCUAUGUGAUCGAUUAGGAAUAUUUGUAAAUGGUAGCUUGCAGUGCGUAGGAAAUCCAAAGGAGCUGAAAGCCAGAUAUGGAGGAACUUAUGUGUUCACGAUGACAACAUCUUCGGAGCAUGAGAAGGAUGUGGAGAACAUGGUGCAGCAGCUGGCUCCAAAUGCUAACAAGAUAUACCAUCUCUCUGGUACCUUGAAGUUUGAGCUGCCAAAAGAGCAAGUAAGAAUAGCAGAUGUAUUCCGAGCUGUUGAGAGAGCAAAGAGAAACUUCACUGUUUCUGCAUGGGGUUUAGUUGACACCACAUUGGAAGAUGUCUUCAUUAAGGUAGCACGUGAGGCUCAGGCAUUUGACACCUUGUCAUAAUUGUCAUACACAAUACACUGCUAGUCAUUCCAGCAGUGUAUAAAUAUUCUAUUUAUACCAUGUCCUAGCCCCUCCCUUAAUGUGAGAUCACUAGAGUCGCUUGGUCUUUACAAAUACAAGCGUUUGAGUGAUUUUCCUACUGAGGAUUUGCUUUGAUGAUGACAUCAAUCCUCGAUAUCAUAUCACUGCGGAUGAGGGAUGACCAAUUGAUAUGAAGUUAUAUUGUUAAAAGAAUGGAUUUAAAAGUAUUCUGUAGGAUAUACUAAACAGUCGUUA